This is a messenger RNA of Peromyscus eremicus (cactus mouse), 487 nucleotides long. RefSeq names its product histone H3. Gene Ontology annotation, cellular component: nucleosome. The coding region runs from base 13 to 423 and encodes 136 amino acids. NCBI's taxonomy places the organism in Eukaryota, Metazoa, Chordata, Mammalia, Rodentia, Cricetidae. Gene Ontology annotation, molecular function: structural constituent of chromatin; DNA binding; protein heterodimerization activity. The transcript is spliced from 2 exons. The record is from RefSeq and is a predicted model, not a curated record.
CUCCUAUUACAAAUGGCUCGCACGAAGCAGACGGCCCGCAAGUCCACCGGCGGCAAGGCCCCGCGCAAGCAGCUGGCCACCAAGGCUGCCCGCAAGAGCGCUCCGGCCACCGGCGGCGUGAAGAAGCCGCACCGCUACCGGCCCGGCACCGUGGCGCUGCGCGAGAUCCGGCGCUACCAGAAGUCGACCGAGCUGCUGAUCCGCAAGCUGCCGUUCCAGCGCCUGGUGCGCGAGAUCGCGCAGGACUUCAAGACCGACCUGCGCUUCCAGAGCUCGGCCGUGAUGGCGCUGCAGGAGGCGAGCGAGGCCUACCUGGUGGGUCUGUUCGAGGACACCAACCUGUGCGCCAUCCACGCCAAGCGUGUCACCAUCAUGCCCAAGGACAUCCAGCUGGCCCGCCGCAUCCGCGGGGAGAGGGCUUAAUUUUGAUUACAUAUCCGAACAAACCCAAAGGCUCUUUUCAGAGCCACCUCCACCAUUCUAUGAA